GUUAACUUAGCGUACUGUUGUACUACAGGCCCGCUACGUUUCAGAAUUGCCAUCUGCGAACAAAGAUGAGGCAGCUGUUUGGCGGGAUUCGACAGACAGAGUGUUUCUUGAUUCUGGGCUUCGGCUACUUUCACAGCUCCCUGAUGUCCAUAUCGUCAAAUAAUCCCUGUCGAAGUUGACACGCCCGAAGCAAGCCCAGGCUGGGGGCGGGAUCCUGAAUAACUGGUCCAUUAGUUAAUUGACCCCGAAAGAUCCUGUCACAGGCUGAUCAUUGCAACGGUCGUCCUAUAGGCUCUGACCUUCCAGGGCUCGAGCCUGUCGUGUGGAAUUUAGAAACGUGGAGUGUUUGAGAUUCGGCUUUCUCUUUGGAUCUGCCCACCUAUGUGAUCGCUAUAUGACCACACUGUAGACCGGUCCUAAAGGACCUUUUGGUCGUGUCAGUGGCAGUUUAUUAGAUAUGGCUGUGAGUGAGCGGCGGUGCCUCGUCAUAAGGCCCGUCGUCCACCAUGGAUCUAGCUUUGCGACAAGGACUUCGAUAAUUCCCCUCUGCUGUCUCUGAUUUUUCAUUUCCCCUCUUCUUCUCGUGAGUUAAGGACACAUACUGAGCUUCGUAAUUGUGCUAGUUUUCUAUCCCAUGAAGCGAUAUUGUUGUAUCAACAGAGCGCAUUGCUUUUACCUUUCUUCUUAGAACUUCCCGUUGAAGAUUCAGAAACAUUGUUCUUUAUUUAUCCCUUGAUACCCAUACCGUUUGCGACACUAAUACGAUUCGUGGCCCUGCAUUUAUCAAAGACGACACGAUAAAGUUUCCUAUCAUCGUCUAAAAAUCGCGCGCAUUUUUCUUUGACAUAUCGACUUUCGGCUUGCACAUGGGCACUAAAGAGAGGCACUUAGUUUAGAUUAUGAGGAUGCGCGAUUAACCGCUUCGAAGGCCUCCUAUCCCCCAUUGCGACAUUUUCUUUUGCGAUACCUGGGAAAGUUCAACGAAGUGCAAAACAAGAAGGGCGGGCAGCAUCUCCGCUGUGCAAACAAAAAAUACAUUUGUCAUCUCCUUCACCUAGCGUUGCACCAUGCGUAAACAGCGCUGGGUAACAUAUCUCGUCCUCGCCUACAGAGCGCCAACAGUCAUAGCAAUUUCGCUGGACCAAAUCCAACCGAUAAUAUCAUUCCCUCCAUCAUGUACGAGAGUCUACACCUCCGAGAUUAGUGACUGCACAGUCCGCGAUUUCGCAAACGAAGGCUCCUGCUCUCCGGGCUGCGUUGAGGGUCUGGAAGCUCUGGCACGUUCGCUCAAUGCAGCUUGCGUGGGCACGCGGGCAUCUCCGACGUCUCUCAUCGGAUUAUUUUUCCAGGGGCUAGGAGUGCAGACACUCUGUCCAAAUGCUGGAGGGGCGGGAGGAGGAGCAGGCAGGGAAAUUGAGAGUUCCGCUCCAGCCAAUCCACCCGAUAUUCCCCGUGUCACAGAGACCGGUCGCCCUCCACCUACGCAGGCACAAACAGAAGAGCCAUCAGCAACAACAACAACACGAAGACUAGCUCCAUCUACCACUUCUACGACUUCUCACUCUACUUCUACCACAAGUGAUUCAUACGUCAUCCCAUCCCUACCACCCUCAGCAACGGCAUCCGAUCCCACAUCGACUACGACCUCAGAACCAUCUGCUACCACUACUAAAACCACCGACCCGAAUGAUGACCCCUUUGGAGGAUUUGGGAAUGCAUUUGAUAUCAUUGCACCCAACCAGGCGGCUUCGAUGAGCCAACCUCGAAAGCUGGCAAUUGGUGUUGCCGGAGCAGCCGUACUGUUCACUAUGCACCUUGCAUGGUAGUAACAUACGCGUCUGUCAUUGCUAUAUAUAUAUAUAUAUAUCUGUCAAACACGAAGAAACGGGCAUGAACUCGAGAGACAUAAAUAGGUGAAACACGACUAAUCUUAUUUUAUAUCAACUGCGCGUACAGGUCCACAGCUCACUCCUCAUCUCUUUAUCUAGUAUGAAUAUAUGAUCUAGUUGGCUCAUUUUACAUAUUGUCACUAAGUGCUUUCUAAAGAGUAGUAGCAGUGUUCUUUAGAUGUGAUGAAAAGACCAAAUAGCUGGUCAAAGAUCUCUUCUAAAAUUGUAUUUAGCUGACUUUUGUUCCACUCUAUUUAUUAUUUUGUGUUUAUAUAUUUGUAUUAUUCUUGGUCCUUCAUUGUUUCAAGUCUUUUGUGUACUCAAUCUCUUCUCUUGAAGUGUUCUUCACAUGAAAGAUGUGACUGGAUGUUAGCUUACAUAUAUUCAUAGAAGAGCAUGAACAUGAACUCUGUAUAUAUCUAGGAAUUUGUUUCU
Messenger RNA from Blastomyces dermatitidis ER-3, 2324 nucleotides. RefSeq lists its product as uncharacterized. The coding region runs from base 1068 to 1826 and encodes 252 amino acids. The record is from RefSeq and is a predicted model, not a curated record. The transcript has a single exon. Lineage: Eukaryota; Fungi; Ascomycota; Eurotiomycetes; Onygenales; Ajellomycetaceae.